GAGUAUGUUCAGAAGAGUCGACUCAGUGAAGUGACUCGUGAUGGAGCUGUUUGACUCCUCCCCGUGCCAAGUGAAGCAGACGGAGCGGACCGCAGCAGUCCUCCUUGUGUCCACAGAGCAGCUUAGUGAUUCUCAGAGACGAUGGCAAACCGAGGCCCAAGUUAUGGAAUGAGCCGAGAGGUGCAGGAGAAGAUCGACCAAAAAUAUGACCCCAAACUGGAGACUCGACUCGUGGACUGGAUUGUGGCUCAGUGUGGAGGCGACCUGCAGCGCCCAGAACCUGGCAAAGAGAAUUUCCAAACCUGGCUCAAGGAUGGCACGAUUCUCUGCAGACUCAUUAACAGUCUCUACCCAAGCGACAUGCAGCCUAUAAAGAAGAUUCCUGAAACUAAGAUGGUUUUUAAGCAAAUGGAGAAAAUCUCUCAGUUCCUGCAGGCUGCUGAAGUGUACGGUGUAACCAGAGGAGACAUUUUCCAGACUGUUGACUUGUGGGAAGGGAAGGACAUGGCUGCAGUCCAGAGGACACUCACGGCUCUGGGAAGUGAAGCUCUUACCAGAGAUGAUGGUCAUUACCAUGGCAACAAGGACUGGUUCCACAGGAAAACUAAAGGCAACAGGAGGGAGUUCUCGGAGGAGCAGCUCCGUCAGGGUCGCACUCUGAUCAGUAUGCAGAUGGGCAGUAACCGCGGUGCGUCUCAGGCAGGUAUGACAGGCUACGGCACCCCGCGACAGAUAAUGCGCUACGAUUCACCGCGUCGCAACGGAGAAGAAAGUUCCCCCUAAACCUCCCCAUGCAGAGGUUUAACCCAGAACCCCAAAUCAGAUCCAGAGCUCUUCCUUUUAUUUCUGUUACAUUCUUCCUCUCGUUUUCUGUCCGUACUCUGUGCAUAUUUAUUUUCCCACUUAGAACAAUUCACACUCGUGUCAUCUGAAGCUAUAAAUCAGAAAUAUCCCAAAGUUUAAAAUGAUGUCAUGAAACACAAAAGAACCACAAGGCUAAAAAACACCGUGAGCUUCACUCGUCACUUCGGUAAUGACAGGAAAUAAACCUGUCUAGUUAGCACAUGUUUAACACGAGUAGCUCACGAAUGGACACGCUAAACAGGAAGUGACCUGCUCGUGUUGCACAUUCUUUAUUUUUCCCUCUUCAGAGAACAAUAAGGAUUUUAGAAGUAAUAUAUAAUAAAAGAAAUUAAAAAAAUCUAGCAGAGCGUCUGGAACAGAGCGUCUGGAACAGAGCGUCUGGAACAGAGCGUCUGGAACAGAGCGUCUGGCCGCAGCAUGGCCUUCUAGCUAAAACUACAGCUCAGGGGAAUGAGAAGCUGCAUGUACUGUAGUGUGCAUGGACUAAAUCCCACACUGUAACAGAACAGAUCUGGAAUUAGCUGCAGAUGAAAAGUCUGGAUUAGAUCAUAGAGAAACACCAAACAGCUUCACGCUAACGUAUGUACUAAUGUACGUAGCGGCUGUAUCCCCGUCCCAAGAGGAAAGAACAGAAGGUGUCCAUCUUGGUUAUGAGAGAAAACCUGUAAUCAUUCUAAGUGUGAGAAGUGUGACAAAAUCCUUCAGUGCUAGCAGCUUCGAGAAAACCUAGAACUAUCUGACGAGUAGCUAAAAUUAGCAAAAAUAGGGUUUUGUGAGUUAGCACAACAUGCUAGCUAAAGUUAUCACAGUUUUUGUGCUAAUUCGUUAACCUACCAGUAACAGUUUAUUGCCAACAAGCUACACUUAUGACAAGUAGCUAUAACUAUUAGCCGUCUAAAGGAACCACGGGACGUCGCUAGCUAUAAAUAUGUCCUGCUAGCUAAAUUAACCACAAGUAGUUACUACUAGCUGUCUAAUAUUAUCACAAACUUAAAGCUUGUUGGAUGAAACUAUUUGCAAGAUUUCUGAAGUUUUGGAAGCGACCGAGUAUAUAAUCUCCCUCCAGCGGUGGCUUCGACGCGAGACAUCGUCAUUCCCUGACAGCGUUGAUAAAGUGUGCGUUUGUGGUAUUUUAUUCUUAUUUCUACGCGUCACGUAACAACAACGUGACAAAAUCGUAUUUAAAUCGUCGUUAAUGCGUUAAAAAGCCAUAGCGUUUUGAUUCCGUAAUAGAAGCCAUACGAAGCUGUUGCACUUUCGAGCCGUCUUUACGUUUUAUUUUUAGACAGAUCCUGUCUUUAUUUUUCAUACAUUUGUACACUUGUGAUUUUUUGCUCUAAUUCCAAAAGGAUCAAUAAUGAUGUCAUGAUGUAUCUCAAAUAGUUUAUCUUCUGCAAACUAGCUGAAGAUGUUCUCGCUAGUUAAAUAAAGGUACCACAAGAUUUUACCGCUAGUUACAAAAAAAAAGUUUUCUUUGAGUUUCUCAGAGGAAAUCCUUCUAAAGCUGAACAGGACAUGAUCCGUUCUCUCUCUAUCGGUUCGGUUCGGUGUUCCGUUAACACGUGGAUGAUUUGCUAGAACACUGUGGCGGAGCAGCUCGAGGAGAACGUUAGGCUUUUAUUAUAAUGAAGUUACAAACAUAAAUCAGUUAAAUCUAGAACUUUUAAGAGCUUUUCGUUUUGGUCUUUAAAGAAGAAAAAUCACAGAAUCCGUUAGAAUUCAACACGAUAAAGUUCCACUGAAAUCAUCGAUCGUUCCUCGCCGUGGUUCUGUUCCUGUAACCCAGAACCUGUUAGAUGUCCAGGAACUUUCCAACGUCCCAGAACACAUUGUUACGAUGUCAGAGAGACCGACAAACGCCUGAGGUAACGAGCUCGAGUUGAUCUCGCUCGCUGUUCCGUAAGCUGGAACAUCAGGAGCUCGACACUGAGCAAUUUAGGGAACUGAUGUGAGUCCUGGACUUGGUGAAGGCACGACGCGUCACGUACACUUCAUAAUCCUAACUGCAGUUAUAAUCGACAUCUGCAGUUAUAAUCUACACGGACUUUUAUUUCUGAUUGUAAUUAGUGUCGAAAUUUGUUUUAAGCACAACAUGGAUCCAUUCUGUGGGUGUUUAAAAUAAAUAACCGAAAAAAAGAAACCUUUAUCGUUAUCGUAAUCGCGGUGUUUAUAAUCAUAUAAAUGUACGACAUCGCCGUUCAUAUGAACAUCUGCUCGAGUUUUACUUUCAUUUAAAAUAUUUUAAUUCUGUUAAUUACAACAUUAAAACCCUUUUUUUUUAAAUCAGUGGUCUAUAAAACGUAAGGAAAGGUGACGAAAUGAUCCGCACGAUUGUGCAGUUUUACAGUAUUUAUAGAACAGCGUUUAAUGUCGUCGCAGUAUUCGUGCGCAGACUUUUCAUGCUUUAGCGACUUUGUGUUGUAAAAACCGUGUACGUGGUACGAGCGUCUGUGCAAACACUGAACAAACACUGUACAAACACUGACAGGAUCGUGGCAAAAAUGAAUGCAUUUUAUUAAAAUAUAACUAAAAUACAGCAGUCACUGGAUGUAAAAACCAUAGAUGUGAAGUGAGACCGUUUCAGACCGAUAUCUGAUACAGCGUUAGAUCGGAUCGUCCGGUCUGAUUCAUCACUAAUCAAGGUGCAUCUGUAGGUGUGUCUGUUAUUAGGUUUAUGUUUGCUGUUCAUCGCUGUACAGGAUUAAACGCCUCAUGAGGUCAAUAAAUCUGUUCUAAUUCCUACUGCUGUGCCGUCUCUCCUUCGGCUCUGUGUGUGUACUCAAGGUGGCGCUAUUCAACUGACACACGACAGUGAUGGCAAUUUCAGCUCUUAAUGUUUCAGACACUUUUCUCUGCAUGUCUGUGUCUGGAAUUCUGUAACGAUGCUAAUUAAUGAAAUAACCGGCGACGUCGUACUUCAUCCCUACUCCGUUCUAACAGCAUGGAUCUUUGUUAUUCUGUACGUUGCUACGGAAACUGCAACACUGAACACUGACUUGUCUCUUUUGGCUUGAAAAACCCAAACAAUAAACUCAAUUGAACUGA
Tachysurus fulvidraco (yellow catfish) is the source of this 3909-nucleotide messenger RNA. RefSeq names its product transgelin 3a (gene tagln3a). The transcript is spliced from 5 exons. NCBI's taxonomy places the organism in Eukaryota, Metazoa, Chordata, Actinopteri, Siluriformes, Bagridae. Gene Ontology annotation, molecular function: protein binding. The record is from RefSeq and is a predicted model, not a curated record. The coding region runs from base 142 to 783 and encodes 213 amino acids.